This is a messenger RNA of Aaosphaeria arxii CBS 175.79, 1602 nucleotides long. RefSeq lists its product as uncharacterized. The record is from RefSeq and is a predicted model, not a curated record. The transcript has 7 exons. Lineage: Eukaryota; Fungi; Ascomycota; Dothideomycetes; Pleosporales. Bases 1 to 1602 code for a protein of 533 amino acids.
AUGGUCUCCUCACCACCAAGUCAGCUGGCCUGUGGCAGCAGUUCGGACUCACUGAGCGAUGCAGAGAAAGGCAUGUACGACAGCUCGCUGGAGCUGAUGGCACCUCCGCCUUUUGCCUACGUUGCACAUAAAAGGGAUUUGCAUAUCACUACUGAGCUCGCUCCUGUUUCACCGGUUCAUGAAGGCAUUACACCGUUCUCCAGUGUGCCACAACUGUCACUCUCUUUGCCCGCGGCGUCUCGAACUAAGAUAGCUGUGGAUGCCGACAAGCUCGAGGCUGUCGUCAAGAAGCCGCCCCCACCUAAGGCGAAGGUUAGUCGGUGGAUUCUGGCCGAUUUGUGGUUCAAUACGUACCGGAAGUUCUUCACGUUUGUGACUCUAUUCAAUUUGACUGGAAUCAUCUUAGCUGCGCUUGGACGGUUCCCUUACGCCGAGAAUCACCUAGGCGCGAUUGUUCUGGGGAACCUGUUGACAGCGAUCCUAUUCCGGAACGAGUUAUGGAUGCGAUUUCUUUAUAUUGUUGCGAUAUACGGUCUACGAAGUUGGGCACCUAAGCGGAUCAAGUAUGCAGCUACAUCUGUUCUGCAGCAUGUGGGAGGCAUCCAUUCGGGUUGUGCAUUGUCUGGUGCUGGCUGGCUUAUCUACAAGAUAGUCGACAUUAUCAGAUACCGAGCCGUUCAGCACAAGGCCGUGAUAGUCAGUGGCAUCAUCACCAAUGUUCUUAUCAUUGUGUCUGUUUUGAGUGCAUUUCCUUGGGUCCGAAAUACUUAUCAUAAUGUCUUUGAAAAACACCACCGGUUCAUUGGAUGGCUUGGCCUUGCCGUACGUAUCCAACCUACUACGUGGAUGUUUGUGGUCAUGGGUAAUGCCUAUGACAUCAAGGUCGGGGAAUGGAGAGCCGAUGCGCACACACUGCUCAGUGCCCAGGAGUUCUGGUUCGCCUCUUGCAGCGUGCUCAUCCCAUGGGUCACCCUUCGAGAAGUCCCGGUGGAGGUGGAGAUUCCAUCACCCAAAGUCGCCGUCAUCCGCUUCCAGCGCGGAAUGCAACAAGGUCUCCUAGGAAGAAUUAGCCGUACCUCCAUCAUGGAGUAUCACGCCUUCGGCAUCAUCAGCGAAGGACGCAAGGCGACCCAUCACUACAUGAUCUGUGGUGUGCAAGGCGACUUCACCAAGGACCUCGUCGCCAACCCGCCCAAAACACUUUGGACCAGAGAACUCAAGUUUGCUGGCGUAGGGCACGCAUCCGCCAUGUUCAAACGCGGCAUCCGCGUCUGCACGGGCACGGGCAUCGGAGCAGCGCUGUCGACAUGCAUCCAAUCGCGUGAUUGGUUCCUCAUCUGGAUCGGGUCGGACCAAGAGCGAACCUUCGGUCCUACCAUCACGGGCUUGAUAAAAGCACACAUCGAGCCUGAGAGGAUGAUACUGUGGGAUUCGAAGAAGCGCGGGGGCCGACCAGAUACGAUGCAGUUGCUGAAAGAUACAUGGACGCGGUUCGGGGCCGAGGUCAUCUUCAUCACUUCGAAUAUGCAGGGGAACGAUGAGAUGAUGCAGGGCUGCCGGGCCGCUGGAAUGCAUGCGUUUGGGACGUUGUGGGAUUUUUGA